This is a messenger RNA of Ictalurus furcatus (blue catfish), 1627 nucleotides long. RefSeq names its product ATP-sensitive inward rectifier potassium channel 1-like. Gene Ontology annotation, biological process: regulation of monoatomic ion transmembrane transport; potassium ion import across plasma membrane. The coding region runs from base 44 to 1165 and encodes 373 amino acids. The record is from RefSeq and is a predicted model, not a curated record. Lineage: Eukaryota; Metazoa; Chordata; Actinopteri; Siluriformes; Ictaluridae. Gene Ontology annotation, cellular component: plasma membrane. Gene Ontology annotation, molecular function: ATP-activated inward rectifier potassium channel activity. The transcript has 2 exons.
CAGGAAUCACAACGAAAAAGGUUUAUCUCAAGGUACACUGAAAAUGGCAUGCCCCUUUCCACAGUUGCUCAGAGAAUACCUGGCUUAUCGCCGGAUACAGAGAAAUCGUGUGGUGACCAAGGAUGGCCACUGCAACAUUGCAUAUGGUAGUGUGAGACACAGCCAAUUUUUCAUCUACUUUCUAGACCUAUGGACCACCUUAAUGGACAUGCGCUGGCGUUACGUUAUCUUUCUCUUUGGAGCCUCCUUUGUGUUUGGCUGGUUCUUCUUUGGACUAUUCUGGUAUUGGGCUGCUUUUGCUAAUGGUGACCUAUACUGGCAAAACCCAUCUGCUGACCACCAGCCUUGUGUAGAGAAUGUUUUUGAUAUGACUGGUGCCUUCCUCCAGUCUAUAGAGACUCAGAUGUCCAUUGGUUAUGGUUAUCGACAAAUCACUCCAUUUUGUCCUAGUGUCCUCACCAUUUUCACAAUUGAGGCUGUAUUUGGGACGGUGAUAAUCUGCUUUUGGUGUGGGGUGAUUAUGACUAAAGUUGCCCGGGGGAAAAAAAGAGCCAAAACCAUCAGUUUUAGCCAGAUGGCUGUUAUCUCCUCUAAAAAGGACAGUCUCUGUUUGCAGAUCCGAGUGGCCAACAUGCGCAAAUCUUUGAUGAUUGGGAGUCAGAUCUAUGGCAAACUUCUUAAAACAACUGUCACCCCUGAAGGUGAGACCAUUAUAAUGGACCAGAUCAGGAUAGACUUCAUUGUAGAUGCUGGAAAGGACAACCUUUUCUUUGUCUGCCCAUUGACCCUGUACCACAUCAUUGACCAAUCGAGCCCGUUUUUUCAAAUGACAGUAGACACCCUUCACCAGCAGGAGUUUGAGCUUGUGGUGUUUCUCGAUGGCACUGCAGAGUCCACCAGCUUCUCCUGCCAGGUCCGAACUUCCUACCUUCCUAAAGAGAUCAUGUGGGGCUAUCAGUUCCUCCCUAUCAUCUCACGCAGCAAAGAGGGAAAGUAUCAUGUAGAUUUCUCCAACUUUGCCAAAGUGGCUCCUGUAGAUACAGCACCUUGUGCCAGUCAUUAUGCCAAAUCCCCUGAUGGCUUCAAUCCUUACAAUACUCCCACUGACAGUGACAGGCUUCAGGAGAUUGAAGUUAAAGACCAGUCCAGUGCUACCAAUAUGUAAUGCAUAUAAGUUUACUUUUUUUUUUUUUUUUUUUUUUAAACAUUUGCUCUUGCCAUAGGGAUGCUUCCUUUUUAUGUGGAUGAUAGAAAUAUGAGCUAUUCACAGUAUGUAGUAUUGCAUUGCCAAUUUUGUAAUAUUUAUCUUAAAUAAUGAUGUUUUCAGUGCAGUGAGUACCUCUGCCACAUCACAUUUCCAGGCUUCCUUAUAGUAGGUGGAUUGACUAUGUAAAAUACACCUAGGUCUGAAAGAGUGUGUGAAUGUCUGUGUCUGCAUGGUGCCCUAUUAUGGAGUAGUUUCCCAUCCAGGGCAUAUUCCUGCCUCAAGCCCAGUGUUCAAAAGAUCGGUCCUGGAUCCAUUGUGACCCAGACCAAGAUGGCUGACUCAAUAAUGAACAUUUUACACCCUUUUCUUUGACAGACAAGAUACACUUUAGACAGCUGCACACUCCAUUUGCUUCAAUAU